AUGGGGGCCAAAGCAGUGGUCAUUUCUUCUGUAGCUUGGGGGCUCCUGAGCUGCUGUUUCCUCUGUAGUGGGGCUCUAGGGAGCCAAAGGCCCUUGCGCUCUCUGCCUCCACUACCGUCCCAAGCCAAGCCAAAAUCUGGGCCCAUGUGGAUGCCCCCAAAGGGGGCUGAAGCAGCCCUGGCCUUUCUCUACUCUGGAGACGUUCAACGGCUGUCAGGAGCAAACUGCAGCGAGAAGUAUGAAGUCCGUGGGGCGGAAGGCAAAAUCGGGGUCCCCCCAGUCCUACAGAGAGCAGCGGGCACCCUGGCCCAGGCUGCCAACUUUCUCAACAUGCUCCUACAAGCCAACGACAUCCGGGAGUCGAGCGUGGAGGAGGACGUGGAGUGGUAUCAGGCGCUUGUUCGCAGUGUGGCAGAGGGAGACCCGAAAGCCUACAGGGCUCUGCUGACCUUUAACCCUCCACCGGGGGCCAGCCACCUUCAGCUGGCCCUGCAGGCCACUCGGAUGGGGGAUGAGACCGUCCUUCAGGACCUGUCUGGGAACAAGGUACAGGAAGAGACUCCAGGAGAGGAUCUGGACCAUCCUGUCCUCCAGAAGCGAGUACUGACCAAUGACCUAAGGAGCCUUGACAGUCCCAAGUGGCCACGGGGGGAUGGAUACGUGGGGGACAUACAGCAGGUGAAGCUAUCUCCCCCUUUCCUGGAAUGUCAUGAGGGCCAGCUCCGUCCUGGCUGGCUAGUCACAGUCUCUGCCACGUUCUAUGGACUCAAGCCAGACCUCACCCCAGAGGUCAGGGGACAGGUGCAGAUGGACAUCGACCUCCAAAGUGUGGACAUCAACCAGUGUGCAAGCGGCCCGGGCUGGUACUCAAACACACACCUGUGCGACCUCAACAGCACCCAGUGUGUCCCUCUGGAGAGUCAGGGUUUUGUCCUUGGCCGCUACCUCUGCCGAUGCCGACCUGGAUUCUAUGGAGCUAGUGGUUCUGGGGGCUUAGAAGAGAGUGCAACACAAGCUGCAGGGCAAUUUGGGUCCCCACAAGGCAGCUUAGGGAAGCUGCUACGGUGCCAUCCGUGUCCUGAGGGCUGCACCAGCUGUCUGGAUGCCACACCGUGCCUGGUGGAAGAGGCCCUGGCACUGAGGACGGCAGUGUUGGCAUGCCAGGCCUGCUGCAUGCUGGCGGUCUUCCUGAGUAUGCUGCUGGCCUACCGUUGCCGAGGGAGCAAGAGGAUCCGGGCAUCUGGAAUCGUCCUGCUGGAAACCAUCCUUUUUGGAUCCUUACUUCUCUACUUCCCGGUGUUCAUUCUGUACUUCAAGCCCAGCGUUUUCCGCUGCGUCGCUCUCCGUUGGGUCCGGCUGCUGGGUUUUGCUGUCGUCUAUGGGACCAUUAUCCUGAAGCUUUAUAGGGUGCUCCAGCUGUUUCUGUCUCGAACUGCCCAGCGGGUGCCACACCCAAGUAGCGGGCAGCUGCUGCGGCGUCUGGGGCAGCUCCUGCUGCUGGUAUUGGGUUUCCUGGUUGUGUGGACAGCGGGCGCCCUGGAGCCAGGCACCCAGCACACAGCUCUGGUGACCCGGGGUCACACUCCCACUGGCCGCCACUUCUACCUCUGUCACCAUGACCACUGGGACUACAUCAUGGUUGUGGCGGAAAUGCUGCUGCUUUGUUGGGGCAGCUUCCUCUGCUAUGCCACCCGGGCUGUCCCCUCAGCCUUCCACGAACCGCGCUACAUGAGCAUUGCCCUGCACAAUGAGCUACUACUCUCUACCGCCUUUCACACCGCCAGGUUUGUGCUGGUUCCUUCCCUGCACCCAGACUGGACACUUCUCCUCUUCUUCCUCCAUACCCACAGUACAGUCACAGCCACACUUGCUCUGAUCUUCAUCCCUAAGUUCUGGAAGCCAGGGGCACCUCCCCGGGAAGAAAUCUUGGAUGAAGUGUAUGAGGAUGAGCUGGACCUGCAACGCUCAGGCUCCUACCUCAACAGCAGCAUCGCCUCAGCAUGGAGUGAGCGCAGCCUGGAUCCAGGGGACAUUCGGGAUGAGCUGAAGAAACUCUACGCCCAGUUAGAGAUCCGAAAGACCAAGGAGAUGGCUGCUAACAACCCCCACCUGCCCAAGAAGCGGGGCAGCUCGCGCCAGGGAUUGGGCCGCUCUUUCAUGAGAUACCUGGCCGAGUUCCCAGAGGCCCUGGCUCGGCAGCACUCUCGGGACUCGGGCUCUCUCGGCCUCCGCAGCCUGCCAGGCUCUUCCCGACGAAGGCUCCUCAGCUCCAGCCUUCAAGAAACGGAGAAACCACCAGCCCUCCGCAAGACCCGCAGCACUUAUGACCACCACAGGGAACAUAACGCUCUCCCCUUCGACUCCACGCUGAGACGGACCCUGUCCAAGAAGGCUUCCCCCACAGACGGCCGAGAGUCGUUGGCAGAUGGGCCCCCAGCCCUGGGCUUCAGGUCAGCCAGUGCUCACAACCUGACAGUGGGAGAAAGGCUCCCUCGAGCCAGGCCCAUCUCCCUGCAGAAGUCACUCAGUGUGGUGGCUGGCUCGAGGGAAAAGGCGCUGCUGGUGGCCAGUCAGGCCUACCUGGAGGAAACCUAUAGGCAGGCAAAAGAGAGGGAGGAAAGAAAGAAGGCUGAGGCGGCCAUGGUGAGCCCGGUGCGGAGGCCAUCGACCAGGAGGCUGGAAUGGCCUCUAAGGGCUCCUCUGUCCGCCCCACCUUCUCCUGGCAAGAGCAGCAGCGUGGACAGCUCUCACACCACUGCGAGGCCUCAUGAAGAGGCUGGGAGAAGGCUGCCUCACCCACCCAUCAGGCACCAGGUCUCCACACCCGUCUUGGCUCUGUCCGGGGCCUGCCUGGGAGAGCCAAGAAUGUUGUCUCCCACCCCAGCCUCCACAUUGGCUCCUAUUCUGUUGCCGGCUCCCGCCCCAGCCCCCGUCCCCACCCCUGUUCUGGCACCAGUCUCAAAACCCCCCCAAAGCCCCACCCUUCUCACUUUCAUCUGCCCCUGGGAGAAUGCAGAACUGCCAGGCAAGAAAGAAAAUGUGGUCCAGGAAGACCCGGCAGGGCCAGAGCGAAGCGGCCACUCGCCUGCCUCGGCUCGUACCAAGAUCUGGAGGGCCCUGUCUGUGGCAGUGGAAAAAAGGGGGACUGGAGACAGUGAGGCACUCACAGAGGGUGGACAUGUCCAGGGGGAAGCCGAUGAUACAGAUGAGGAAAAGCCCAAGGUCUUCUCAAAAUCCCACAGCCUCAAGACUCCUCUGCAGCAGGGUUCCGUGCGCAGCCUGGGCCUGGCCAUCAAAGCUCUGACCCGGUCUAGGAGCACCUACAAAGAGAAGGAUGGUGGGGAGGGCACCCCGGAGACUGAGAAGGGAAAGCCUACCGAGGUGAGCACGGGGGCUCCACCCCGAUCUCCCAGGCUAGGCCGGCCCAAGGCAGUGAGCAAGCAGGUUGCCCUCGCCCCCUGCGAAGAUGAAGAGUCCCUCCAGAACCAACAGAACGCUCACACCAGCCGCAUGCUCCACGUUUGUCAAAAGGAGGGCAGCCGAGAACAAGAAGAUAGGAACAAGAGAGCGGCCCCGGGUCCAGGGGAGCGGAAAGUUGAGAGAACUGGUAAAAUAACGCUGACCACACUGAGGCAAGUUUUUGGGGAGAAAAAUGCUGAACAAGCGAAGGAAUCCCCCACGGGAUACCAAGAGGUGCCCAACCCUGCCCUCCAGUCCCUGGGCAGUGCUGACCACAGGGUGGCAGAGGUGUGCCCCUGGGAAGUAACUGAAUCCGAAUCAGGAAUGGACCCGCCAGAGAGUGUCAACAAGGCCAAAGUCUACUCCUGGGAGAGGACUGAGGGAGGAAGCCUUGAGAAGAAACCAUCAAGACAAGUCCUAAGUAGGUCCUGGGAAGAGAGAGAGAAAGUCCUAGCAGAGUCAGAGACCGAAGGUGUGGGUGCCAUUCCUCGGAAGAAGCCGGAGAGGCUGGUCCGGAGCCAGGAGGCUGUGUGUCCCUGGGAAAGCCCCGACUCUGGAGGUCUGUCUCCUCAGUUGGUGCAUCAGGAGUCUGACAGAAGUGGGGGCAGGUUUGUGGUAGUGAGCAAAGGAGACGCACACCCAGAGGCUCUUCCGCCCCAUGCUGCCAAGGCAGAACUGUGCCCGUGGGAGAUGAGCGAUGUGGGGGAGGGGACAUCUGCUCAGAAGGUACAGGAACUCCCUGAAGAAAGGCAGAAAUCCCCCAAGAAGGCAACCUUCUGGGGAGAACGGAAUCUGGGCGGAGACCUGGUGUCUCUCUGUCCGUGGGAAAGUACUGAUUUUCGGGGCCCUUCAGCCGUCUCACUUCAAGCCCCAGGAAGCUCAGGGAGUUUGGGCAGUGGUAUUGCGGAGGUAUGCCCAUGGGAGGCAGAGAACAUAGCUAAUGACAAGAAAGCUGAGGUCUGUCCCUGGGAGCUGGGGGAGGAGCUAGCAGGUACAGAAGGACUGAAUCAGGGAACAGAUGGGGAGCCUCUCCCAGGAAAGGAGACUCCCUCCAGAAAGGGAUGCUUAGCAGAGUUGGGGGAGCAAACUGUGAGGGCAAAGCCCAGAGUCCCUCAAGGACAGGAGUCAGUAUGCCCUUGGGAGGAUGACGCCCCUGAGCGGUCCAGCCCACAGCCAGACAACGCUUCCUCCAAGGCUGGUGAGAAACUCCUAAGCCAUGGGGGCAGCCAGGUACUGCAAGUGUGUCCUUGGGAAGCAGUCAAGCCAGAGGAAAAGCAAGCAACACCUUCAACAGCAGAAAUCUGUCCCUGGGAAGUAGAUGGACAACCAGAGACCAGGACAUCAGAACACGCAUCAAAAGAAGGAGAAGUUCACAAAGAUGAGGAGAAAAUGUCCGGGAGAGCAAGGAUCCAAGCACAGGAAGAGGCUGAGGGGCGGAUCCAAAAGCAGGAAGCAAUCUGCCCCUGGGAGAGCAUGGACCUGGGUAGCACCCCACAAAGAGACACAGCGAAAGCCCAAGCCUCUCUCCAGAGGCAAGGCAGCAUGGCAGGCAGAGCUGCUGAGAUCUGUCCGUGGGACGUGGAGGAAACAGCUGAGAAGGCCAAGAUCUGUCCCUGGGAAGUGGGGACUGAGGUUGGAGGGGAAAGGACUGUCAGAGCCGAAGCCUCUGAGGCCCGUCCGAAGGAUGCAGGCCACGCGUCUACAGAUUCUGGAUCCAGGCAGGUAGCUGCCAGUGCUCCAAAGAAGUCAGAGAGGCUUGGUUCGGAGAAGGAGGUGGUCUGUCCCUGGGACAGCUUGAGUCCGGGGGACCCCUCUCAGCAGCCAGACACUCUGAACACUGAGAAACUAAAAGAUGAACUCCAGGAACACGGGAGCUCCAGGCCCAUAGAGGUGUGUCCCUGGGAAGCCGAGGAAGUUCCUACCGGUGAAAAAGCCAAGAUCUGUCCCUGGGUAUUGAAUGAAGGGACCGUGGGAAAAGGACUGGAGCGAGAGCCGGGGAGUGAGCCAGAACGGCAAAGGAGACAGAAUCUAGAAGAGGCAGGACUCCCCUUCCAAGAAGAAGGCACGUCAAAGGGCGACACAAAACUCUGCCGGGAACAGGAAGGGGAAGCUAUCUGUCCUUGGAAGCCACCUGCCCAGGUCCCCAAGGUCUCAGACUUGCCCCUCAGCACCGUUGGUCAGGGAGCAGAAGGACAGUCCUUGGAAGCAAGCGACAGGGCAUCAGAGAAGGGAGAGCCGAGACAAGACCUGAAGAUGGGUUCUCUCCCAGAAUACACAACCCAAAUGGUUCCUGUCGAUGGGGGAGGAGCAAGCUCGGAACUCCAGCCUGUAAGCCUGCAGGAAAGUAUGGUACUGGCAGGCUCUUCCUCCCAUCCACACAUCCAGUGCCCUGACCAACCUAGAGUCAGCUCCCAGCCCCUGGUCAGCACCGGGGAUGGGGCUGCUGAAGUGUGCCCAUGGGAUGCUCCUGACAGUGACACCAAGGUUGAGCCCUGUGCCCAGAAGGUGACUGGGAGAGUUACAGAGACAGAGACGUCAAGACAAGAUGAAAAGGAGAAAUCUCAAGAGGAGAAAGAGCAAGCCCCUGAAACACGAGAUCAUGAAGGUGUGGCCGUUCAGAAAAUACCACAGACCAGCAACUUUGAGAAGCAGGAAGCUGUGUGUCCCAGGGAGAGUCAGGACUUUGGGGUGCAAGCAGCUACAGAUGCUUCUGAUGGGAGCAAAGGCGGUUCUGAGAAAGUGUGUCCUUGGGAAGUAGAAGAGGUCCCUUCUACCAAGGAAGCUGAGAUCUGCCCCUGGGAGGCAAGUCCAGGAGCCGUGGGGGAGGGGGCGCUGGACCUGGGGCAAGAUGGAGAGUCACAGGGGGAGAGAGGGGUUGAAAGACAUCUCUUGAAGGCAGCAGAGACAGUCUGCCCCUCAGAAGGCACAAUGUCAUCAGGGCUCUUCCCCCAGGAAGACGUGGUGAACACAGACCUCCCCAAGGUCGGUCUUCAUGGAGCAAGCAGCCCAGGGAAAGGGCUAGCAGAACUGUGUGUGUGGGAAGUCACAGACCCGGAAGGAAAUAAAAUCAAGGGUACCAUGGCAGACAUCUGUCCGUGGGAGGAGACUAGAGCCCAAUCUGAUGAAUCUGGCCCCCUGGCUUUACCAGUAACCCAGGCAGAUGUGCCAGCUGCCCCUGAGAAAUCAGUCUGUCUCUCGGUACACAGACCGUUGGAGAGCUUUCUCCCAGAGAGCAAGAGUGUCCGCCCAGACAUCAGCAAGCCACUUGGCUCUUUCCCCCCGGAAGGUGUCAGAGAGCAAGAACCUUUGGAACUUGAGACUGGAGCCAAGUCAGUUCCAAAGCCAAGUCCCACAGAAAGAGAGGUUCCAGAGUCUUUGCCCUUAACUGAAGACCAAGGACUAAUGGCUUCUGAAGGAGAGGCUGGAGAACUCAGCCCUCCCCCUGACUACCCUUGGGAAUGUGAAUGACAGCACCCUACACCUGACUACCCUUGGGACUGUGAAUGACAGCACCCUCCCCCUGA
Mus caroli (Ryukyu mouse) is the source of this 6983-nucleotide messenger RNA. RefSeq names its product G protein-coupled receptor 179 (gene Gpr179). The record is from RefSeq and is a predicted model, not a curated record. Gene Ontology annotation, cellular component: membrane. NCBI's taxonomy places the organism in Eukaryota, Metazoa, Chordata, Mammalia, Rodentia, Muridae. Gene Ontology annotation, molecular function: G protein-coupled receptor activity. Gene Ontology annotation, biological process: G protein-coupled receptor signaling pathway.